AUACGUGGGCUCAAUAGAAGUUGGUCAAAAAAGCUCAUCAGUUGAAACUGGGAAUAUCGGGCUUACUCAGAAGACAAAAAAGAAGUGGCUUUGAAUGGAACACUGGUAUGAUCAUUUUGCAACUGUAUUUUGAAGGGUCGGUCAUAUUGGAGACCAGCAGAACCCAUUUUAGGUGCAGCUUGUAUCUGAGACAGAGGAAUUAAUUUGUAGGGAGGAUCAGUUAAUCUUUUAUGCCAGGAAGGCCGGACCAGAGUCUCCAAAAUGAGUUUUUUUCUUGCUUUCUUGACAUUUUAUGCUGCUACUUGUGUAGCCCCUGGUAAAGGAGAAAGCAGCCUCAGCUUUAGUUUUCCUUCCUUCGACAACUCUCAUGUCGACCAUAUUAAGCUCCUGUAUGAUUCUUACUUUCAGCAAAGCGGUGAUGGGAAUCUCAUUGAACUCACCACAGAUCGAAGCGGCAAAACCUACAGCGUCGGCUGGGCUGUUUUUGACAAAUCCAUUCCAGUGUGGAACAAAUCUUCAGGGGCUCUGGCAACCUUCUCAACUCACUUUGAAUUCAGAAUCAAUCCAUCUGCGAGCAACGAGUUCGGGUCAGGGGGAGGCAUGGCCUUUUUCAUGGCGCCGCUUGAUUUUCAGACACCGGUGCUCUCUGCAGGUAAAUGGCUCGGCCUUUUCAAUUCAUCCACAAUAGACAAUCCGAGGAACCAGAUAGUUGCAGUGGAGUUCGACACGGAUAAAAAUUCCCAUGAUCCGGAUGACAAUCAUGUCGGAAUCGAUGUAAAUACAGUGGUUUCGGAGAAAUAUUAUUCGGUGGUUAAUGGAAGUCUGAAAGACGGGAAAAGAUGGGACGCCUGGGUGGAUUAUGAUGGGCGGGUGAAGAAGCUUCAAGUAUUUCUGUCACGUAAUGCUUCGAAAUCAGCGGCCCCUGUGUUGAGCUAUGACAUAGAUCUGGCCAAUUUUCUUCCUGAAAAUGUCAUGGCAGGCUUCUCGGCUUCGACUUCAAUGGGAACAGAGAGCCAUGCCCUGGUCUCAUGGAAUCUCACCUGCAAAACCUCCUGGAAUGCUUCCUUUCUCAGUCUUGCGGAUCAGGGGAAAGGAAAAUCGAAGCGGAAGGGUUUUAAAAGUGUUCUGAUUGCUGUAAUCAUCGCCACCGCUGCCAUUUUCUGUGGCUUCACAUUCGCUGGGGUUUGGCUAUGGCGGCGUAGAAGGCACAGGAGGCGGACAAAAACAGAGCGCGAGACUGAAAUGGCACUGGACGAAGAGUUCACCCAAGGCCCGCGGAAGUUCACAUACGCCGAGCUGAACGCCGCCACCAGACAUUUCAGCGAGAGUGAAAAGCUGGGACAGGGGGGUUUCGGAUAUGUGUACAGAGGGGUUUUUCCGGGCACGAAUGAAAUUGUGGCGGUGAAGCGGAUUUCUGAGGCAUCGAAACAGGGCAAGAAAGAAUAUGUAGCAGAGGUCAGCAUAAUCACUCGGCUAGGGCACCGUAACCUGGUCCAGCUCUUGGGAUGGUGCCAUGAAAGAGGGGAAUUGCUUCUGGUCUAUGAAUACAUGCCAAAUGGAAGCCUGGACAAGCGUAUUUUUGAGUCAGGCGCUCUGGAUUGGAACCGCAGGUACAAUAUAGCAUCCGGCAUAGCCUCUGCUCUGGUUUACCUUCACGAGGAUUGGGACCAAUGUAUUCUGCACAGGGACAUCAAGUCCAGUAAUGUGAUGCUGGAUUCCAAUUUCAAUGCAAAAUUAGGGGAUUUUGGCCUGGCCCGGCUUGUGGAGCGCGAUACAGAGGCGUUUUCUCACACCACAGUAGUUGCAGGAACCCUAGGUUAUUUAGCCCCGGAAUGCGUGAUAACUGGGAAAUCGACUCCUGAAUCGGAUGUUUACAGCUUCGGCGCAGUUGCUCUGGAAAUUGCCUGCGGAAGAAGGGCUUUGGACCAGAGACUGAGAGAAAAUUACAGCAUGAGGCUUGUGCAGUGGGUCUGGGAUUUGUAUUCUCAGGGUAGGGUUUUGGAUGCGGCGGCCGAAAGUCUGCGCGGUGAGUUUAACAGAGAAGAGAUGGAGAGAUUGUUAAUGGUGGGACUGUGGUGCUCUCAUCCUGAUCCCGAAGGCAGGCCUUCCAUGAGGCAGGUCGUCAAGGCGUUGAGAUUCGAAGAGACUUUGCCAAAUAUUCCGACGACCAUACCUGUACCUGUCUUUUUUUACGGCCAUCCUGUACGGCCCAGCGAUGUGUUGUCCACGACCUCUUUGUACGGGACUAGUAGUGACCGGUCGCAGCCGGUUUCCACAGUUGUACCGCGCUGAGAUUCAGCGUAUGAUAGUCUGACCGCCACCCUGGCGUUUAACCACUGUUUAUAACUCGCAGUCUGCCCACAGGAUUUGAUAAACGGCGAGAGGUCGGUAGGUGGUUAGAUUGAACUCAAGCAAUUUUUUCAUUGUAGUUACCUGCUUUAGCUGAUUAGGUAUACAGUUUGUAUGUAAUUCUAUAUGAGAAAGUUCCAAACUAUUUAUGAUUUUAAAAGCGCGCCAACCAAUUUUUGUUUC
Cryptomeria japonica (Japanese cedar) is the source of this 2532-nucleotide messenger RNA. Its product is annotated as L-type lectin-domain containing receptor kinase IX.1. Gene Ontology annotation, molecular function: ATP binding; carbohydrate binding; protein kinase activity. The record is from RefSeq and is a predicted model, not a curated record. Gene Ontology annotation, biological process: protein phosphorylation. Bases 262 to 2292 code for a protein of 676 amino acids. Gene Ontology annotation, cellular component: plasma membrane. The transcript has a single exon. Lineage: Eukaryota; Viridiplantae; Streptophyta; Pinopsida; Cupressales; Cupressaceae.